CCCUAAUCGCACAGAUCUUAGAGAAAAUGAAUGAAGAUGUACCGCUAGGUAAUGUCACCGCGCAAAAAAAAGUAACGUUACCUCGCAAAGUGACUUUGCGGCCACGGAGAGAAGUAGGAGCCCGUCAACUGAGGAUCGUCUCCAUGACUCCAUCCAAGUGGCCAAGUGGGAAAGCGCGAGGUGGACUUUUCAUAGAAAACAAACAAGAAGAUUUGGAGUAGCUCGGUAGCUCUCAGAUAACGAGGAACCUGAGACCUCCAAAAAAUCCUAAAAUGGAACGAUGACAGUGAGUGUGAGUGGUAGGUGAGCAGCUGCAAUCUUCAAAUAGAAGAUCGCAUCCGAGUAGGAAGGAGGCUAGCAGCAAAGCCAUCUGCACGUGAUCCACACCCACCCACCCACGCGCGACUUUCCUGCCUGGGUACCGCGCGACUUUGCUGGGGCACGACCACCACAAAGACGACAUCACCGAAGAAUAAUCUAUUCAACAGAAAUGGCAAGUUCCCUUUGCCCACGAUAGAGGUUUGAUUGGAUCAGAAAAUCUAUGGCACUCCCGUUCUCAACUUGUCAUGCUCUUCCUUCUUCAUUAGACCUCACCGCACAGCAAGAAUCCGGUUUCCACGCUAGCUUUCACCACACCACACCGCAGCCAACUCUGUUCUACUUCUCCACACAGCAAUCACACCAAGAAAUUCCACAUGCCUUCCCUUGGCUUGGCUCUUAUGCUGCUCGCCUCUUUGAUCUCUCCGGCCAGCUCCUCCUGCUCAGAGCAUGAGAAGAGUUCCCUUCUCCAGCUCCUCGCCGGGCUCUCGAGGGAUGGCGGCCUCGCCACGUCGUGGCGGAGCAACACCGACUGCUGCACAUGGGAAGGGAUCACCUGCAACCAAGAUAGGAAGGUCACCGACGUUUCGCUGGCUUCUCGAGGCCUUGAGGGGUCCAUCUCGCCGUCCCUCGGCAACCUCACCGGCCUCUUGCGCCUCAACCUGUCGCGCAACUCGCUGUCCGGCGCCUUGCCGCUGGAGUUGGUGUCGUCCAGCAGCAUAAUCGUCCUUGACGUCAGCUUCAACCGCCUGGCAGGAGCGCUGCAUGAGCUGCCAUCUUCAACCCCUGCGCGGCCUCUGCAGGUACUCAACAUCUCAAGCAACUUAUUUACAGGACAGUUCCCAUCCACCACAUGGAAAGCAAUGGAGAAUUUGGUCGCACUCAAUGCCAGUAACAACAGCUUUACUGGGCAGAUACCAACGACGCCAUGUGCGAGCGCGCCAUCUUUGGCCGUGCUUGAACUCAGUUUUAACAAAUUCAGUGGAAAUAUCCCUCCAGGGUUCGGUAAUUGCUCUGUGCUGAAGAUGCUCAGCGCUGGCUACAACAACCUCUGUGGGACUCUUCCAGGCGAGCUCUUCAAUAUUACCUCAUUAGAGCACCUCUCUUUGCCUAACAAUUGGUUAGACGGAGCGGUCAAUGGCAUCGGCAAGCUCACAAAUCUGGUCACCCUUGAUCUUGGGGAGAAUGGUUUCACUGGCAACAUUCCAGAGUCUAUAGGUGAUCUGAAGAGAUUGGAGGAGCUGCAAUUGGAACACAACAAUAUGUCAGGGGAGCUACCAACAGCUCUAAGCAACUGCACAAAUCUCGUAACAAUUGACCUCAACACCAACCGCUUCAGUGGAGAACUUAACAAGGUCAAGUUCGCGAGCCUGUCCAACCUAAGAAAAUUAGAUCUUCUCUUCAACGACUUCACCGGCACAAUUCCAGAAAGCAUAUACUCCUGCACCAAUCUGACUGCACUACGGCUAUCUUACAACCGAUUCCAUGGUCAAUUGUCAGAGAAAAUAAGCAAUCUGAAGUACCUCUCAUUCCUAUCACUUUCUAAUAACUCGCUUACAAAUAUCACAAGAACACUUCAGAUCCUUAGUAGUUCCAAGAGCCUCACCACCCUUUAUAUUGGUUGCAACUUCCUGGAUGAGACCAUGCCACAGGAUGACAGCAUUGAUGGUUUUGAGAAUCUUCAGGUUCUUUCCAUGAGCGAGUGUUCAUUGUCUGGAACAAUACCUGAUUGGUUAUCAAAGCUCAAAAAUUUAGGGAUGCUAUUUUUGCAAAGCAAUCAACUAACUGGACGGGUACCAGACUGGAUCAGCAGCCUGAACUUGCUUUUCUAUCUAGACAUAUCAAACAACAGCUUUACAGGGGAAAUUCCACCUGCUUUAAUGGAGAUGCCAAUGCUAAGAUCAGACAAGACUCCACCAAAGGUCUUCUUUGAGCUGCUUGUUUGGAACGAGAACACAUUUAUGCAGUACCUCAUGCUCAGUGCUUUUCCUAAGGUGCUUAAUCUAGCCAUCAAUAAUUUCACUGGUGUGAUCCCAGAGGAGAUCGGACAGUUAAAAGGACUCAUUUCACUGAACCUGAGCUCUAAUAGAUUAUCUGGAGAGAUGCCAGAACAGAUCUGCAACCUCACGAACCUCCAGGUGCUUGACUUGUCUGGCAAUCAACUCACUGGUACAAUUCCAGCUGCACUGAAGAAUCUGCAUUUCCUUUCCAGAUUCAAUGUUUCUAAUAAUGACCUGGAAGGCCCUAUUCCAAACGUGGGCCAGUUUAGCACAUUUCCGGAUUCUAGCUUUGGUGGAAACCCGAAACUGUGUAGCCCUAUGAUCACAAACCAUUGUGGUUCAGCAGAAGCAGGUCCGGUCUCCACAAAACACAUUGGUAAUGAGGUUAUCUUUGCGAUCGCCUUUGGUAUUUUCUUUGGUGUAGGAGUCCUAUAUGAUCAGAUAGUCUUAGCCAGAUAUUUUGGCUAAAGCCUUGUAAUUUGUUCUCACUGCCCAAACCGUGUGAGCUCAAGUGGUUCUCAGUUCAGCAAGACGAUGUCUGUGGCUCCUGCCCCAGCAAGAUCAACAUCCCUGGGAUUGAACUUCAAGAACUUAAUGGACCUGUAACACUUUGGAUAAUGGAGUUCAAAAAUAUUGGCAGAUAAUACUCUGCCAUCUUCAUGUCAGUUCAGUUUUGUGGGUCCUACUCAGUGUACUCACAAGGAACAGAGUGCCACCCACUUGAAGCUUCUCUCAAUCAGAACAGAAAUAUUAUUAGCCAAAUAUGCACGGACAUAUUUUUUUCUCAACCAUAAAUGAAACAUUAGUAGCCAUGUGUACAGUGAUAUUCCUCUUUCUUUGUCA
Aegilops tauschii subsp. strangulata is the source of this 3161-nucleotide messenger RNA. RefSeq lists its product as uncharacterized. Gene Ontology annotation, molecular function: protein binding. Lineage: Eukaryota; Viridiplantae; Streptophyta; Magnoliopsida; Poales; Poaceae. The record is from RefSeq and is a predicted model, not a curated record.